Molecule: messenger RNA, 744 nt
Organism: Limulus polyphemus (Atlantic horseshoe crab)
Lineage: Eukaryota; Metazoa; Arthropoda; Merostomata; Xiphosura; Limulidae
Product: butyrophilin subfamily 1 member A1-like
Exons: 5
Coding region: 1-744 (247 amino acids)
Source: RefSeq, a predicted model, not a curated record
AUGAGCUUUGGAUUUAUGUUUGUCGGAGUUCCAGGGAUAAAAUUAAAACCUGUUCAUAUACUUGAUGAUCAAACAGAAUAUGCUGAGUACUACUCUGUUGUAGGAGACAGAGUGGUAUUGCCUUGCAACAUUACACCUCCUUCAUCAGAUGAUAGCGUAGCACUUGUCUUAUGGUAUAAGGGAAACUCCGGGAAUCCCAUUUACACAGUGGACGCAAGAAACGAACCAGUUCAAGAAGGAAAACAUUUCUCUACCGCCAUUCUUGGUUCUAGAGCAAAGUUCAACAUAUCCCCGAAGUCCUCGUUCCUGCUCAUACAACAGAUUAAAGCAGAUGAUAGUGGCGAAUACCGAUGCCGAGUCGACUUUCGUCGAGGGAGAACGCAAAACAGAAAACUUAAAGUCAACGUCAUUGUUCCUCCACAAGAACUAUACGUUAAAACUGGAGAUAAACAAUUUCAGGAUACGGUUCUUGGUCCGAUUAAUGAAGGAGACUCGUUAAAUCUAACUUGUGAAGCUAUAGGCGGAAACCCUCCGCCCUCUGUGACGUGGUGGAAAGGAUCAGCUUUAAUGGACGAUAGCUACUUUCUUUUGAAAGACAACAUUGUGGUGAACAGUCUUGAGAUAAAGGUUGUAGAACGGUACCUUUCAAAGGCUAUCAUCACCUGUAAAGCCGUAAAUACGAAUCUCACCAUACCCAUGUCAGUGUCUAUCAAGUUACAUGUGAACUGUGAGUACGUUUAUUGA